Messenger RNA from Raphanus sativus (radish), 663 nucleotides. RefSeq names its product transcription factor UPBEAT1-like. Gene Ontology annotation, biological process: regulation of DNA-templated transcription. The record is from RefSeq and is a predicted model, not a curated record. The coding region runs from base 270 to 584 and encodes 104 amino acids. The transcript has a single exon. NCBI's taxonomy places the organism in Eukaryota, Viridiplantae, Streptophyta, Magnoliopsida, Brassicales, Brassicaceae.
CAAAACAAUUCAAAACACCCUUGUGGACACUUGUCCAAAUAUCAUCCAAUUCUUUUGGGAUAGAAAAGGAACCUUCUCAGAAAGCUGUCAUCUCCAUUUUAAGCUAUAUCUAAAGGUCACUUACAUUUCUCUAUGUCUAUAUAAACUAAGACAAUCACAUAUUUGCAUCAUAUUAUAUCGUCUUAAUAGAGUUCUUAUUUAUCAUUUGUCUAUACAACAUUCUUUCAACACAUUAACCCGAGAAAAACAUUCUUUCAUCGUAUAAAAUAAUGGGAGGAGCAACAUUAGAAGGACAAAGAAAGGAAUCAAUUUGGGUUUUGAUGAGAAAACAAAGAGCUCGAAGGGCACUUGCGAAGAAGAUCAUGAUCCGACCCAAGAAGAGUCUGGAAGCUACUAGAAGACCUUCUCGUGCCAUUCAUAAACGAGUCAAGACGCUGAAAAAGCUUGUUCCCAACACUAAAUCAUCUUCAGAAGGUUUGGAAGGACUGUUUAUGCAAACGGCGGAUUAUAUUUUGGCUUUGGAAAGGAAAGUGAGAGUUAUGCAAACUAUGGUUCAGGUUUUGACCGAAAAUGAUUGUGUUUAACGACCUUAUUAACUUUUUGUAUAUCUUGCUGGGGUUUUAAACUUUAUUACAAUUAUAAAAUACGUGUUUUUAGUUGGUA